This is a messenger RNA of Equus caballus (horse), 4328 nucleotides long. It is a transcript of the gene ZNF792, whose product is annotated as zinc finger protein 792. Gene Ontology annotation, cellular component: nucleus. Gene Ontology annotation, molecular function: RNA polymerase II cis-regulatory region sequence-specific DNA binding; DNA-binding transcription factor activity, RNA polymerase II-specific. NCBI's taxonomy places the organism in Eukaryota, Metazoa, Chordata, Mammalia, Perissodactyla, Equidae. The record is from RefSeq and is a predicted model, not a curated record. Gene Ontology annotation, biological process: regulation of transcription by RNA polymerase II.
GCAACUUUCACGUUAGUACACAAAGACCCCGCCAUGAGGUAGUAUCUUUAUUUUUCACGCGCAUCUGGGUCCCUGAGAGUCUGCGAGGGGAAGGGGCUCGCCUGCGCCCACACAGGCAGACACGGGCCUCUGACAGAGCUCCGAGGGCCCCAGGCGGUCACACGAGUCUGGGGACGGCCCCUGUAAGAGGAAAAGCUCGCGGUGCAGCUCAGCCAAGUCCCGGAAAGCCGAGGGGGUCCGCCCGCCGCCCCCGCCGCCCGGCCGGACGCAGGACCGCAAACAGCCGAUCCCGGAGGCCGUGCCUGAGCGUCACCGCCUGGCGCCGGGCCAAUGGCGGCCCGGGAGAGCGGCGGUCCUUAGGGCCGGGGAGGUGGGGGCCGGAACUUCCUGCCUUUCGCUCCAGCAAGUCGUUUCCCGGGCCGAUCUGCGCCCCAGCCCUGGGGCCGGGCGGACCCUCCCGCGCCCUGCCCGAGCCGUGACCCCCCGGGGCGCUCCGCGGCCGCACAGGCGGCGCCCCGGGCCCCGCGCGCCUUUCACACCGGGAGACUGAGGCUGGGAGGGGCCGCAGCGCGCCCAGGGCCAGGCAAGGUGCCCGCCCGGGUCCCCCGCCUGCUGCCCGCUGCGCGCACAGGCUCGGAUGGCGGCGGCGGCGCGGACGGAGCCGGCGCAGGGCUGUGUGACCUUUGAAGACGUGACCAUUUACUUCGCCCAGGAGGAGUGGGGGCUCCUUGAUGAGGCCCAGAGGCUCCUAUACUGCGACGUGAUGCUGGAGAACUUUGCACUGAUAGCCUCGCUGGGGCUUACAUCUUUCAGGUCCCACGUGGUUGCCCAGCUGGAGCUGGGGGCAGAACCCUGGGUGCCUGACAGAGUGGACAUGACUUCAGCCAUGGCAAGAGGGUUGUAUGGCAGGCCUGGUUCUGAUUUUUGCUGUGGAACUGAAUGUGAGGGAUCACCUUCCGAACAUAGUGUUUCUGUAGAAAGAGUGUCACAGAACGGGAGUCCCAAGGCAGCUCUGUCUGCCCAGAAGGACUACCCCUGUGACACGUGUGGUCAACACUUGAAAGACAUUCCGCACCUGGCUGAACACCAAGCAACACAUCCCAGGCAGAAACCGUAUGUCUGUGAGGCAUAUGGAAGAGAGUGCAGGUCCAACGCAAACCUUCCCCAGCAGCAGAUGCGGGAGAAUGUAGACAAGCCUAUCAGAAGGGAGGAAGGCAGGGCCUCGCUCGUGAAGAGCUGCACAGACGACACAUCAAAGAAGCCUCUCACAUUCAGAGAGGGUGGGGAGGACUUUGUGGCCAGAUCUGGCUUUCUCCAGCACCAGGUCACUCACUGUGUGGAGGAGCCACAACAGACCACGGAAGGUGUGGGGGAUUUUCACACCGUGCAAAGCCAUGGCAAGUGCAGUGAAUUUGGGAACACUUUCAGCGACAAACCCACACUUGUGCAGCCCCAGAGAACUCCCGCUGGAGAAAGGCCGUAUGAGUGCAGCAAAUGUGGGAUCUUCUUUAGCCAUGCUGCUGGCUUGUCUCAACACCAGAGGGAUCACAAUAGAGGAAAGCCUUAUGAGUGCUGCGAAUGUGGGAAAUUCUUCAGCCAACACUCCAGUCUCAUCAAACACCAGAGAGUUCACACAGGUGAGAGCCCGCAUGUGUGUGGUGAAUGUGGGAAGUUCUUCAGCCGAAGCUCCAACCUCAUUCAACAUAAGAGGGUUCACACUGGUGAGAGGCCCUAUGAGUGCAGUGAGUGUGGCAAGUUCUUCAGCCAGCGCUCCAACCUCAUUCAUCAUAAGAGGGUUCAUACCGGGAAGAGCGCCCAUGAGUGCAGUGAAUGUGGGAAAUCCUUCAACUGCAACUCCAGCCUGAUCAAACACUGGCGAGUGCACACUGGAGAAAGACCUUAUAAGUGCAAUGAAUGUGGGAAGUUCUUCAGCCACAUUGCCAGUCUCAUUCAACAUCAGAUAGUUCACACUGGUGAACGGCCUUUUGGGUGCAGUGAAUGUGGGAAAGCCUUCAGCCGAAGCUCCGACCUCAUGAAACAUCGGAGGGUCCACACCGGUGAACGACCUUAUGAGUGCACGGAGUGUGGGAAACUCUUUAGCCAAAGCUCCAGCCUCAACAGCCAUCGGAGACUUCACACUGGUGAACGGCCUUAUUGCUGCCCUGAAUGUGGGAAAUUUUUUAACCAAAGCUCCAGCCUCAAUAACCAUCGGAGACUUCACACCGGUGAACGGCCUUAUGAGUGCCUCGAAUGUGGGAAAACCUUCAGACAAAGGUCAAAUCUGAGGCAGCACCAGAAAGUCCACAAGCCAGAUAGGCCAUAUACGUGCAACGAAUGUGGGAAAGCCUUCAGCCAAAGGCCCACCCUCAUUAGGCAUCAGAAAAUCCACACUAGAGAGAGGAGUGCAGAGAAGGUGCUCCCCCCUCCUUCGACACGACGACACACAUUGGAGAGGAGCUCUGAGAGCAGUCCUUAUGAGGGAGCCCUCAGCCAGAAGUUGAGCCUUGUUCAUCCAAAUAUCCACGCUGGGGAGGUUCCCUAUCAAUGCUAGAUAUGUUGGAAGCUUUCAGGAAUGAAGUUGCCUUUUCUGACCGUGGGCGUCACCAGAGUUUUGUUACUACUAGUGUUUGUGUCAGAAGCUGUCUCAGCUCUGCCCACCAGGAGGUCUCCACAGUGUGUGCCAGCCACUCCCUGAGCUCAGGGAAGACAGACGUCCAUUCUCUCUUUCCAAGAAGAAAUCACGAGUAGCCUGAGGCUGUAGGAAGGUGUCAUUCCCUCCCCCAUGACUGGCUUAGCUGCGGACAUGAUCCAUCUUUGGCCAUGAAGCCUUGAGCUGGCGUCUGCUGGAAGAGAAGGUUUCCCUUUUUAGGGACAUCAUUGAUUUCAUAUGGUGCUCAUCAUGGAUUCAUCCAGCCUCCACAUUACCCAUCCCAACAAUUGUCUACUUUACAUUGCUCUGGUUUGGGUGAUAAUAAGGAUCUUAUUGAUAAAGCCACCUUUAAUCUUCUGUGUUGUGCUCACUGUGUGGAGUGGGAUGAGAACAGAAUUAAGGUUUACCACACUAAAGGGGUCUCCAAAUUUCCUGCUUCAGAGGGAGCAGCAGGAUGGCAGAGAACAGCUCUCAGGCCAGAUUUGGCCUCAUUUGUGUUGCUACUCAAGGCUUCCUGGGGAAGAUUGUAGGGCUUUGUGGGCCUAAUGUGGUCUGAAUGGCAUGGGUUUUUGUGGGUCAGAGAUUACCCUGAGGAAGGGGCAGUGGUGACAGCCUCCAGUGCAUCUGGGAGCAGCAUGAAUUAGUUCCCUUGUUUCCAGGGGAGGCCUCAUGUUCCCAGCACUGUCGAGCAGUUUACCUGGCACCUGCCAAGGAGGAUAUGCCUUGAAGUCUGAUAGCCACUUUACAGGUGUCUUUAACUGUAAGACACUGGGCCCAGUUGGGACCGUAAUUUGUGCAGAAUCACUGGGAGUGAUAACAGGGAGUAGGUGAGAUUGCAGCAAACUAGAGGGAAUGUGCCUCUUCUAAAAGUGCAUCCACAAAUGUUCCCUUGAGUGUGACUGUGCAGGUUUUAGGCUUGGUAGAAGUUCUCAGGACCUCCAGACCUCUGUCCUAUGACUAAGGUCACUGGCAGAGCAAAUAAUCUAAAGGUUUUUGUAGAUUCCUGCAGGCUCACUGCACUGUUCACCUCAAGGCCAUUGCUGCAGAGGAAUGGGACAGAGAAGGUAGAUCUCGUACUCCAGGGAUGUGGCAUUAGUGCCAUAGCCAGAGAUCUUGGCUGCCGAGGCAUGAAGAGAGAGAGAGUAGAGCCAAAUGUAAUUUCUAGAAUGGGUGGAGAUCAGAUUUUUAUGUACAACCAUUUCUUUUAAUGGUUUGUUGAGAUAUAAUUGUCAUGCAAUAAUUGAAUAUAUGUAUUUGAUGUGUACAACGUAGGUUUUAAAAUAUGUACACACUCAGGGAACCAGCAUCACAAUUACGAUAAUGAGCAUCUCCAUCACCCAUAAAGCUACCUCGUGCCCCUUUACCAUCCCUCCUUGCCUUCUUGAGGAAACCCUUAGCCACAUCCCAAGGAAUCCAUUGAUUUACCUUUUUUUCUCUACGGGUUUGUUUGCCUUUCCUAGAAUUUAAUACAAUUGGAAUCAUAAAGUAUUUAUGCUCUAUUUUUGGUCUACUUUCUUUCAUGUGGCAUAAUUUUAUUGAGAAUCAACCAUGCUGUGUGUAUGAAUAGUUCAUUCCUUUUACUGCUGAGUAGUACUCUAUUGAAUGAAUCCACUACAAUUUGUUUAUGCUUUAUUUUUGGUGAAAUACCCAUAAUAUAAAAUUUACCAUCUUAACUGUC